AAUAGAUAAAUCCCCCAAAAAUCCGCGAUCGCGUCCCUUCUCGCCCCCGCCCGUUCCCCUCCUCCAAUUCCCAAUCCCAAUCCCUCCUCCGCCUAUCCGCCCGCUGCUCGUGUUCCAUUCCGAUUCGAUUCGAUUCGAUUCGUCCAAGCCUCCACCCCGCCGCCGCCGAUAUCCGAAUCCUAGUCCAGUUCGCCCUGCCUCACUCCCCGCCGCCGCGUCGUCGGACUCGAGCCCCGGUGAAUCCCCGGAAGUUUUUGCAUCUGCUUGCUUAUAUAUGCUUGAUUGAAGUAUCCUCGGCGGUUGCCGCGGCGAGACGAGGAGUUCCGGCGGAUUUGCGUACGGUCUGCUCGGGCUCCACCCCGCCGUUUAGGAUUCAGGGGCCGCAGGGUUUCAAAUAGGUGCGGCUCUGGUGAACCUUUGGUCGUGGGUUUGAGGCUUGGAGCGAUGCCGAGGAGCACGCGACGCAGGUCCCGCAAGCACGACCGGGAGGAGCGGGACAGGUCGGACUCUGACGAGGAUCCGCGGCCACGGGAGCAGGAGGAUAGGAAGGCGUCCGCCGGCAGGGCCUCCAAGGGCUCGGAGGGCCACGAGAAGCGGCCUGCAAAGCUUCCCAAUGCUGGCGAGGCAUCAGGUUCUUCGGCCGAUGGGCAGAAGAAGAGGAAGAGCAGAGGGGAGAAGGAUAAUGCCGCCGGGGAUGACAGGUGGAGUCACGGCGAAGAAGAUGAGAGGGUCAGUUACCAUGACUCGAAGAAGUCCAGGAAUUCAGACGGUGAUGUGAAGGGGAAGUCUGCAAGGAAGUCUAGCAAGGAAUAUGAUAGGUCCAACGAGGUUGUCAGAAGGAAGUCAGAUAAAGAUACAUUAUUUUUGGAGGAGCAUAGUGGUGGCGAGCAUCACCGAGUGAAGGAGAAGGGGAGGGAGCUUGAGGCAGAGAAGUCGAAAGAAAGCAAGCAAGUGUUGAUGCUCAAGGAAGACGGUAUGGAUCAGCAGUAUAAGAUUGUCAAGGAUAGGAGUAAGGAUCAUGAAAAGGGGAGUGAGGGCAGGCAUGAUGCAUCAUUGAAAGCUACGCCAAGAAACAAAGAGGUGAAAACACGAGAUUUGGACAGCGAUAAAACAAAGAAUUAUUCUAAUGGAGGAACUGAUGCAGACCGUCAUCGUGAAGAUGAGUUACAUGGUGGAGAUUCAGAAAAGAAUGGGAGGCACAGGAAAACAAAGGAUCAGUCUGCUGCGAAAGAUGAGUUACAAAGUGGCAGCAAGGGAAGGCAAACCAUGCCUCGGGAUGUUCGUACCAAAACUGAUGGAUGUUAUGAGCAGCAACACACAGAUGGGAAAUUGAAAGAUGACAUGCCUAGAGGUGUGGAAAAACGCAGAGAAGAAAAAUAUAGAGAUGAUAGGCCCAAAGCCCAGGAUAGGCAUAACAAUGACAGACACAAAGAUGAUAGACAUAAAGACGAGGAACUGCAUAGAGAUGAAAGGUACAAAGAGGAAAGGUCGAGGCACGAAGAUAGACAUAGGGAUGUAAAAUACAAAGGGGAAAGAUCUAAAGAGGACGACAGAUAUAAGGACGAAAGAUACAAAGAUAAGCCUAGAGAUGAAGAAAAAUCUAGGAAUGAAAGAUCUGAUAACAGCUCUAGAGAGAAACAUCGAGAUGAUAGUUAUAGACAUCAUAGGAGUCAAGAUGGUGGGUCAUGGGAUGUGCGAUCCUCAAAGGACAACACUAGAGACAGGUCAUUGGAAAAGCACUGCAAAGAGGAACAUAAUUACUCAGAGAGCAGGCACAAUAGAAAUAGACUCCAUGACAAUGAGGUUGACACAUCUGCUGCUGACCGUAGGAGCUCUAAGUAUAGAGAUGACAGCAAAGGGAAGAAAAGGUCUUAUGAAGAAGGCAUCUAUAAUGGUGAUCUGGAACCCAGGAAUGCAAAAGAAUAUCAUGGAGAUGCUAAACGCAGGUCUGAUGUAGGCUCAUUUGUAUCAAGUGAAGACCGUAGACGGGAAUAUGAGAAGGUUGAUUCUCGGAGGAGGGAUUUUGAGAGGAAGAGCCCCACCAGAUCCAGCACAUAUCCUGUGAAGGAGCAAAGCAGGCAUGUCUCUAAACAAGAAGAAUCCUCACCCAGGGAGAAUGGUGCUGCUCUUGGAAGACAUAGACGAACAUCUGACUUUCAAUCAGUUGAGGGUCUUAGUAAAACUGAUGCAAAUAACAAUGAAUCCUCUCUUCCCUCGAAAGAUGGUAGAAGUUUGAGAUCUGAUGGCCGACCAAUCCAUUUUAAUGACAGACCACCAUCAGCGAGUGAUUGUCAAGUUUCGAACCGGAGCAAUCUGAGGCAUAAUCAUGAUGCUGUUGAUGGCUCAGUGAAGAAAGGUAAUACCAGAAAUCAUGAGUUAUUGAAUCGUCAAGCUACUGAGAACUACCAAAGUGCAUCACCAGGGCAUCUCCAUUUGCCACGUGAUAGACCUGAGAUGGACAAUCAAAGAUCCUUUGAUGAUGAUAAUAGGAGCCAGAUUAGAGAAUGCAGAUCAAGCAGCCGCUCAAGAAGAAGUGGUACUGUUGAUAAUGCAAGAGGGCAUGGUAACACUUGGAAUAAUCCGUCUUCAUGGCCUUCACCAGCACCAAGUGGUUUUGGUCCUUUCCAGCAUGGGCCUCCAAUCCCUGGUUUUCACCCAGCUAUCCACCAGUUCCCUCAAUCUUUAUUUGGGAUGCGGCCAUCUAUGGAUACGAAUCAUGCUGGGAUGCAUUAUCCUUUGCAUGGACAUCCUGAAAGUUUUCCACAUUGUGCACAAUCAUUUCCGUGGCACAAUCCUGCAGAAGACCCUUAUCUCUCUCGGGUAGCUGGUUGGGAUGCAAAUGGAAGUGUCUUUGAUGAAUACUCACACAACUAUGGCAGGCAAGAACUGGGCCGGAAUAAUGAUCCUAAUUUUCAUCAGCAGUCAGAGUCGGAGGUGCCAUUUCCAUCUCAUACUCUUGUCAAGCCCUCGUUAAUGCAACUCCCAGCUGAAAAUCAAAGUCAAUGCUCUGAAGUCAAAACAGUUGGGACCAAUGCUGAAAAAACUGAUGCACAUGCUCCAAAAAAUAGAUCUGACGCAACUCCUGGGCCUUCUAAUGUAAAAGUGGAUUCUCGGUUUUGCUCUAACUACUUUAAGAGGCUUGAUAUUUCGACAAGCCUUGCUUCACCAGAGCUGUACAAAAAAUGUAGUACAAUGGCGGGGGAGUUGGAGCUGGCUGGAUCGUAUGAAUCUACCAUGCCUCGGUGCUUGAAGAAUAAUAAAGAUGAGCACGGGUAUCAAGCUCAAGGUUUCAAAUGCAUGAUAAAGUCCAUAUUUUCAGGGAAAGCAACUUCUGUAUUUGAGAAUGCCAUGAAGCUUUAUAGUUCGAGCACUGGUUCUAGGAAGUCCAAAGCUCUCACAUCAUCUUUACAACCAGACAGUGAAGAGAUGAUUAAGGAGGCUUCUGCGGACAUGGUGGAGGGAAAAAAUGUUCCUGUCAUCCAGGAUCAGGCAUUGCCUUGUACUGAUAUGUGUGACGAAGUGGACAAUAACGGCGGGCCUCAUCAUGCAGCGGUUGAUAGCAUGCCUGGUAAUGCUGGGCUGGCAAAAGAUUGCAGCAACACAGGAGAAGACAAGGUUGGCUCAGAUGUUGAGGACAAAAGCCUCAGCAUCAACCAUGCUGAGGGGCAUGCUUGUGAUACUGAGGAGCUGCAAUUUCUGAGCAACGGUGAGGGAGAGCUCCUUCCUCCCAAAGCUUUGCAACCUUGUUGCAGCUCGGUAAGCAGUGUUCCCGACGUUCCGAAAGAGGAAUUUUCUGGUGUCGUUUCUGAUGCUACAUUUGCCUCUGGUUCUCAGUCGUGCGAGGAUGUCAUGCCAGGUUGUAGGGUUAAUUUUAACCGGAUACCUUGCUCUCCUGGGAGUACUUAAAACAAUUUAUUCCAUUUAUUGCUCCAAUUAGUAUCCCAUCUCCGUCGGCUGGUACCCUAAAUCUCCAAUGCGUUUCUUUUUCCCCACCAUAUUUCGUUUCUCUUGGAGAAUUGGCAGCAUUCUCCAGUGUGUUCCUUGUUCUGCCGCAGUGUGUGUGGCAGCGAUCAAUAAUAAAAGUUGUCUUUUCCAUCCCA
Molecule: messenger RNA, 4100 nt
Organism: Triticum aestivum (bread wheat)
Lineage: Eukaryota; Viridiplantae; Streptophyta; Magnoliopsida; Poales; Poaceae
Exons: 5
Coding region: 445-3906 (1153 amino acids)
Source: RefSeq, a predicted model, not a curated record